Molecule: messenger RNA, 1808 nt
Organism: Balaenoptera acutorostrata (minke whale)
Lineage: Eukaryota; Metazoa; Chordata; Mammalia; Artiodactyla; Balaenopteridae
Gene: DLEU7
Product: deleted in lymphocytic leukemia 7
Exons: 2
Coding region: 39-704 (221 amino acids)
Source: RefSeq, a predicted model, not a curated record
CCGCGGAGCGCGCCGAGCCGCGGGCGGAGGCGGAGGCGAUGGCUAGCCCCGCGCCCUUAGUGGCCUCCAUCAGCCACCAAAUGGUGGCUCUGCACACCCUGCAGCUUCUGCAGCAGGAGUGGGGCUGGGGGGAUGGUCCGGGCGCCCCCGGGAGCCCACGCGACCUGGACCACGUGUCCGCCGCCCCAGAGCGUCGCUCAGACCCACGGCUGGCCCGUGCCAGGCAGGGGCGCGGGGAGGAAGGCGGGGGCAAGGGGGCCAGGAAUGUGGGGUCCGGGGCGCGGGCGAGCUCCCCCGAGGUGGAAGUGGUGCGAGGCGCCGAGGGGGGCGCGGAACUGCUGCCCUUACCCCGGGGUCGCGGGCCCUGCACCCUGGCCCAGAUGGCGAUGCGCAGCGCGCUGGCCCGCGUGGUGGACUCGACCUCGGAGCUGGUCAGCGUGGAGCAGACGCUGCUGGGCCCUCUCCAGCAGGAGCGGUCCAUCCCCAUCCACCUGAAGGACAGUGUUGAGUUUAGAAACAUCUGCAGUCAUUUGGCUCUACAGAUUGAAGGACAGCAGUUUGACAGAGAUUUGAAUGCUGCCCACCAGUGUUUGAAGAUGAUAGUCAAGAAGCUGAUUCAGUCUCUUGCUAAUCUUCCUUCGGAUGCCCACAUGGUAGCCUGUGCUUCCUUGAGACAGAUCUUACAGAAUCUCCCAGACAUAUGAGUGUUCAAGACACUGGAAUUGAAACCACAGCGAGCACUGCUAAGAGAACUGGCUACCUUAAAUUCCUAAGCAGAUCGGCAGACAAUGGAUGUUUUUAUUCCCAGGAAGGAGAGACUUGGUAGCAUAUACAGCAGUCUGACCAGUGGCAUCCGUAACCCUUGGGAAUUAUAGCAUGUUGGUAAAAAAUUUUUAAAGCAGUAGUUCACAUUUUUAAGUGUGUUGAAAUAUUUGCUGACUUUUUGAUUGAAAUAUAUUCCACUUUGUGGAACUGACUGGAUUAUAUAUGUAUAGACAUUAAUGAAUAUAUAUUAAGUAUUAAUUUUAAUUGAAUGACACCUUAAUCUACAUUCAUACUAAUGUAGGCCUAUGAGGUUUAAUAUGGCUAUUGGAUGAUUAGAGCUCCAUGGUUUUUAAAAUUAUUUUGAAUAAAUGGGAUAUUUGGUAAUUGAUAUGUUCUACUUACUGAGCACUUCAUUUUAUGUUAUGAGAAUGAUCUUUGGAUGUUGUAGGACCACACCACAUGUGUCAGUAAUUAUGAGUUCCAAUCUUGGCAUUAAUAACUUGCUGUUGGGCAGCGAAGAGCUGCUUCUAAACCUUGUGCUUUCAUCUACUGAUUUGUAAAUUAAUGAUAAUGAGCUCUGAAGUACCAAGGCUAUAUGAUAUGUAAGUACAAAGUACAGUAUUAUUAAAGUCUCACAUGAAAACAGCUAGCGCCUCAUACUCUUUCUAAAUAUUCCCAUUGAAGUAGGAAAUUCUUGGAAAAAAAAGGAGGGAGUGGACAUACUGGCAGAUUUCCCUAAAUAUUUAGAGCGAGGAGAAGAGAGAGUGACUUUUUUUGCAACAAAAAUCUACACAUGCUUAGGAAAAACUAAAUUUCCUGUUGUUUAAUGGUGACCGCGUUGAGAACCAAAGUAAAUUGAAAUGCUGCUUUUCCCUUAAAGUUUUAAUAGAAACGGCAUCAGAUUUAGAAUAAAAAGAGUAUAAUGUAGCUUGUUUUCUGAAGGAAUUAUAAACUGGGUCUGUAUGGUAAGAGUAUACCUACUGUUAAAACAAUUAAGUGAUAAGAAUAAUCAAAGCCUUUUUAAUCUCACAUAUUCUAAUCCU